CGUGUACAGACAGAACGCCAGUAGUACGGCUUGGCUGCGGCCAUGUUGGCCGUUGGAAGUGUCAUUGUGAAGCUUCGAGUUGCGCUUUGGCAGUCGCCAUCUUGGUUUGGCCGUUGCCACUUUGGAUUGUUGGAGUCGGAAGUGACCGUAUUUGGACGAGGGGGUGGGGCAGACCAUGGCGGUAGCUUGUUUAGCACGGUGCAUUUACACCCUGUUGUUAUUAGUGAGAAUGCCAAUGUUGGCUGGCAUAAACAGGCCUAAAAUCGUAAUCAGACUGUUUGAUGGAUAUUUAAUUACAAUUAAUUCUUAAUAAGACUGUUUAUAAGAGACCACAAGUUGUAGUUAAUUUUAGUGAACUGAACACAUUGAUAUAGCAUGAACAUGUUAUUCUAAAUCUUAUAGUAGCAUUAUAGAGGCUAAAGGUUGGCUUUGGUAGCCUGCUACCAACUAGCUUCUGUGUGAGGUUGUGACUGAAAGAGUGCGUUGCAAUAUAAUUUGUUGAUCAUGUUUGUGGGAAUAAAUGCAUUAUUAAAACAUUGUAUAAAGAUAUGGAGCUAUGUAUGUGGAUGUUCAAUAUUUUAUCCUUUUUUCAACACAUUAUUUUAUAAUUUUUCUACAUAACAGCAUGGCUUAAAUAAAACGAUGUUUAUUCUUAUAUUUACAGAUAUCCAAGUCUUGCCUGUGUGAUCUGGUGCUCUGCUGGUUUGUCAGCUGUCACAAGCGAUAUUUUCACUAUCUGUGAUUCUCUGAUCUACAACAUUUAUACAUAUAGUUAUUUAAUUUAUAAAGACACACAUAACCUAUUGAUAAUUGUCACACAUUUACAGAUUACACACACACAGAACUACAUACACUCACACGCUCACACUCACACACAGUUUUUUUUAAAUAAAAGUUGCCCAUCUCACUGCCAAGAUGCCCCGUGCGAAGUCCCACCGUCGUGCUCAGGCGGCCAAGCGGAGGAUUGCGGAGCGGCAGUCAUGGACCCCCGGGCCACCCAUCCCCGAGUUUGUUGCUCGGCGCGGUACUGGUUACCGUCAUCGUGUGCGGAGAUGGCGAACUUCGGAGCUGACCCACCGUCCCAUCAAGUUCGUCACUCCAGCACAGCGUUCGGACCAGCAGAUGGUGUUCGUCGUUGGGGACUCUCACCUGCGUGCCAUCGUGGACGGAUUUGUAAGUAUGCCACAGGGAUCUCUGUCUUUUUCUUUUCUCUCUGUUCCAGGUGGAGCGGCAGCUGACCUGAGGACAGAGGUGAUGCAUGCUUCCCUCCCGUGGACCCCGGACGCGGUCUGUGUGUGUGCCCCGAGCAACAACCUCACUGCCAGCAGGACCAUUGGUGAGGCAGCGUUGGACUUUGGUGCUCUCCUGACCACUGUCUGCAACCUCUGGCCCAAGGUGUUUGUGCUGGACUUCCCUCCACGCAUCAACACUGAUCCGGGCCUGCAGGACCUGCUGCGUCAGGAGUACCACCGUGUCACAGCACGCAUGGGUCUCUCAUAUGUGUCUGUGGCAGAGCACCCCCCUCUGCAUCGGUUGGAGCUGUGGUGCCACGACAGUGUGCACCUCAGCGACACCGAUGGCAUGCCGGUCAUGGUGGAGCUGCUGUGGGAUGCCGCGGUCCGCCAGCUGGUACCCCCUCCACCUGAGCCUCCGGUGUCUCCCCGGACGUCACCGCGUACCAGGGUUUCCCCCAGGCUGGUUGUGACGGGACACGUCCCCGUGCCUCGUCACAGCGAUCCCUGGGAGUGGACAGUUGUUGGACGGGAGUGCAAGGCUGGAACACCUACGGUGCGACAGUCUGCCAUCCCGUCCAACCCUGUGUGGUUCAGCGGUGCCAUGUUGGAUGCCAUGGAGAAGGUUUCGCCUUCUUCGGCCUCUGACUGCAUUGCUGCUCCAGCAGCUGGCCAGGCUUCCCCUGUGAAGCGUCAGCCGAGAGGUGUUGCCACGAGGAGCAGAGGAGGAAAGCGGCAGGUGUUGGCAACACCUUCACCUGCACGUGUGAUCGAGUCUGCCCCCAGGCCCAGCCCAGCAGUGCAGCAGGUGGAGGCGGCAGCCCAGGAGUUCUUGGAGGGGUCUGCACUGCUGUUGUCUGCUGGUGUGGUGCCAGAGGUGGUGGGGGAGGAGGAGGUUGCUGCAGCUUGCCCUGCCAUGGCGAUGCAGUCCACUGUUGAGGAGGGAGCACGUAUGCCACAGAAGAUCAGCAAAGCUAAGUCUAGUUUUUCUCCUUGUUUUUCUGUUUCUGAUGUUAAUACAGCUCAGUUAGGUUCCAACAGCAAUGUUGUGGAAAUGGUGUCUAAGAGUAGCAGAGGAAUUAUGUUUGUAAAGGUUGUUAGGGGGUCAUUUCACCAAGGAGAUGCGCGGUUUAUAUACGGAGGAUUGCAGUGUAUGGCUAUAGCUUUGGUCAGCUUAGCCAAACAUAUGGCGAGGAGUGUGUUCUUGUGGGAGAAGCAUGAUCUGGAUCGCGCAUUGGUUGUAGGUGAUGAGUUGUACAGCAGUUUGCGUGACCAUAGCAUCUUUAUGCAUCAGUCAGGUCUUUUGUCUGUUCCAGAUUUGCCACAGCAGUUAGAAAUUGAUGGACAGGUGCGUAACUUUACUUUUGGCGAUGUGGUGUUUGGUGAAGUUGGUGUGACUGAAGGUGAACUAGUUGAUUUUGGUGUGUUUAUCAGUCUACGUAAUGGACUGAAUAGGAUUUUCAGUCAGUACAGCGCAUGUCUUCUGACACUGUGUGGUAACACAUCUGCCAUCAUCUGUGAGAAUGGACACUUCGCUGUGGUCGACAGUCACUCACGCAGUAACAUUGGCUUGUUACACUGCAAUGGUACAAGUGUGGUUUUGCAUGUCUUGAUGACCUGCACCACUACAUUUGUUGUUUGGCGGACAGUGUCAGUUCAAGUCAGAAGUUGUACGAACUGUGUGGUGUUAUUGUUAAUGGAGGUGUAAAUCCAGUACCGUCUGGUAUUUCUGUGGAGAGUUGUGGGAUCAAAAUGAGUACAGUGCCAAGUCCAGAGU
Thunnus maccoyii (southern bluefin tuna) is the source of this 3009-nucleotide messenger RNA. RefSeq lists its product as uncharacterized. The coding region runs from base 916 to 2940 and encodes 674 amino acids. The transcript has 11 exons. The record is from RefSeq and is a predicted model, not a curated record. NCBI's taxonomy places the organism in Eukaryota, Metazoa, Chordata, Actinopteri, Scombriformes, Scombridae.